CCAAUGUGUGAGAGACGAAGACGCGGCAUAACAACUGUUUGCGGUAUCAACUGCACCUACUAAUUUGCGUCGACAUUGUUGCUCACACACACUCUCUCUGUGCAGUUUAAAGACAAGGCUGGUGGCCACAGAUACCUCAAAUGUUGAUCCUCAAACCCUUUAUUUCAGCUCCAUCCACUAGCAAUUGGAGGAAGGACUCUUCAUCUGCUGACAAGAUGGGGAAGACGAAAAGAGAAAAGCUUCGUAAACAGUUCUUACAAAUUAUUUAAUGUAAUAAAACUAUGGCUGUUGUAGCAAAGAGUACCUUAGGCGAAGCCAAGUUUUUUUUUUUUUUCAAAUUCUUUUUGUAUUCCUACACUUUUGACAACAAAUGGUGAUAGAGAAAAUAUUAAGGAAGAAAUCCACAGUGUUUCUGAUGACUAAUUUGAAUUUAUGCCGAGUAGAUCCACAAUGGAGGCUAUUUAUUUAAUGAGACUGUUGAAGAGUGUAGGGUAAACAUAAUAUCUAUGGAGAUUCAGUUGACGUCAACAUGAAAGUCCAUAGAAGAGUGGAGGUAGUUUGUCUUGGUAUGUUGUCACCAAGAAAAUUCAUGCAAAAGAGGAAGAAAGUAGAUGUUUUCAAAGAUGCAGCUGAUGAAGCAGAUCAGAGGAGUUGGAGGAGACUGAUGAAGGAAAUUGAUGAAGCAGGUUCUGCUGUUCUGAUUCUCAGAAGCCAAAGGACCAAGAACCAGGCUCUUCCUAGAGACUUGGUUCUGGGUACCUUGGUUAGAUUUAAGCAGCUAAAGAAGUGGAACCUUGUUAGUGAGAUUCUUGAAUGGCUUCGGACUCAGCAUUGGUGGGAUUUUAAUGAAAUGGAUUUUCUGAUGCUUAUUACGGCUUAUGGAAAGCAAGGAGACUUUAACAAGGCUGAAAAGGUUUUAAGCUACAUGAACAAAAAGGGUUAUGCCCCAAGUGUGAUAUCUCACACUGCUCUUAUGGAUGCAUAUGGAAGAGGAGGUCAAUACAAUAAGUCGGAGGCAAUAUUUCGAAGGAUGCAAUCUUCGGGCCCUGAACCCUCUGCUUUAACAUAUCAAAUAAUUCUUAAGAUAUUUGUUGAGGGAGGCAAGUUUAAAGAAGCUGAAGAAGUCUUUGAAAACCUUCUGAAUGAGGAGAUUUCACCUUUAAAGCCAGACCAGAAAAUGUUCCACAUGAUGAUUUACAUGUAUAAGAAGGCUGGGAGUUAUGAAAAAGCUCGUAAAACUUUUUCAUUGAUGGCGGAGCGUGGUGUUCAGCAAUCUACAGUUACUUAUAAUAGUUUAAUGUCAUUUGAAUCUAAUUACAAGGAGGUGGCGAAUAUCUAUGACCAGAUGCAAAGAGCCGGUCUUCAACCUGACGUUGUGAGCUAUGCCUUACUCAUUAAUGCUUACGGAAAAGCUAGAAAGGAAGAAGAAGCCUUAGCUGUUUUUGAGGAGAUGCUCGAUGCUGGUGUCAGGCCAACACAAAAAGCUUAUAACAUCUUGCUUGAUGCAUUUGCAAUCUCGGGAAUGGUGGAACAAGCUCGGACAAUCUUCAAAAGCAUGCGAAGAGACAGAUGUAGUCCAGAUCUUUGCUCUUAUACAACCAUGUUAUCAGCUUAUGUGAAUGCAUCUGACAUGGAGGGUGCUGAAAAGUUCUUCACAAGAAUAAAACGAGAUGGAUUACAACCAAAUAUUAUCACUUACGGGACACUGGUCAAAGGGUAUGCAAAGGUAAAUGAUCUUGAGAAGAUGAUAGAGAAAUAUGAUGAAAUGCGGGCUCAUGGUAUCAAAGCCAACCAGACCAUCUUAACUACAAUCAUGGAUGCAUAUGGUACAAACAGAGAUUUUGAUGCUGCUGUAGUUUGGUUCAAAGAGAUGGAAAUUUGUGGGGUUCCUCCUGAUCAGAAAGCAAAGAAUAUUCUUUUGUCUUUAGCAAAAACCGUAGAAGAACAAAUGGAAGCUAACCAGCUUGUAGGACAUAGCAAUCUUUAUGCCAAUCAGCAAUUGGUUGAUGGGUUACCCAAGUAUGUUGAUGAUGAUGAGGCCAAUAGUGAUGAAGACGAUGACCAAGAGGAUGAUGCAGGACAGAUAAUCUCUUUUGAAGAAAAAGAUGACUCGACGACAGCUAUCUGUGGUUAGCUUCAACACAACCAAGUGUUGUGCAUGCUCUAAAUUUUGUAUCUGGAUUCUUGCAUUUAGUAGUUUAGCAGUACACAGAUAGUUCCUCUUUUUUUUUUUCUUUUUUUUUUUUGGUUUUUUGGGUAGUUGUUUCGAUGAAUUUAGUUGCAAAACGUUGUCUGGAAGUUCUGUAAAGAUGAAAUCACUCAAAUGUGCUAUAGCAUUUGGAAAUAGAUCAAUCCUACUUUUCAUUGUC
Molecule: messenger RNA, 2369 nt
Organism: Cornus florida
Lineage: Eukaryota; Viridiplantae; Streptophyta; Magnoliopsida; Cornales; Cornaceae
Product: pentatricopeptide repeat-containing protein At3g59040
Exons: 8
Coding region: 530-2134 (534 amino acids)
Molecular function (GO): protein binding
Source: RefSeq, a predicted model, not a curated record